Molecule: messenger RNA, 2173 nt
Organism: Camellia sinensis
Lineage: Eukaryota; Viridiplantae; Streptophyta; Magnoliopsida; Ericales; Theaceae
Product: cyclin-dependent kinase C-2 C
Biological process (GO): protein phosphorylation; positive regulation of transcription elongation by RNA polymerase II
Cellular component (GO): nucleus; cyclin-dependent protein kinase holoenzyme complex
Molecular function (GO): RNA polymerase II CTD heptapeptide repeat kinase activity; ATP binding
Source: RefSeq, a predicted model, not a curated record
UUGUUUGUAAUCGUAUUGUUUAUUUUAUUGUUCUCUCUCUCGUGUUCCACAUCAUUGUUUAUUUUUGGGGGAUCAAAAUGCACACACCAUCAAUACAGUACUUUCAUUCUCAUAUAUAUUGCUACAUCAUCUAGCUAUUAUCGAAACUUAGAUAACCCGCAAAACGUCAAGAAUACUCGGAGAUUCGCCACCGUGAGUCCCAUAAUGGGUUGUGUUCAGACCAGGGGGAUUCCUUACUCGCCGCCGCAUGGGCUCCAGAAUUUGAAACAUGAAAAUGGGUAUGUCAGAGGUGGACCUGGAGCUGGAGCUAGAGGUGCUAAUCAUGGAGGAGGAGGAGGCAGACCCAUUAAUGCUCAGAAACGGCCUCCAAAGGAUCAUCAUCAUCAGGGUCAGGGUCAGGGUCAGGGUGGUCUGGUUAAUAAGUUACCCAGAAGAGAAGUGGUUGGUGGUGGUGUUAAAGUUAAUAAUGGUGUUGGUGGUGAUGAGAGGAAGAUAAGGAGAGAAGGAGAGAGUGAUGGUGUAAGUGUUUCACACAGGUUUACAACAAAGAAGAUUGGUGCAGAUGAGCUAGUUGACGGAUGGCCUAAGUGGCUUGUUGAUAAUGUCCCUAAAAAUGUUUUGGAUGCUUUGGUUCCUAAGACUGCCGAUUCCUAUGAUAAGCUCGCUAAGGUAGGCCAUGGAACAUAUAGCAAUGUGUAUAAAGCUCUAGACAGGGACACUGGAAAGAUCGUCGCUCUAAAGAAGGUUCGCUUUGACACAUCAGAACCGGAGAGUGUGAAAUUCAUGGCAAGAGAGAUUAUACUAUUACAGCAACUAGAUCAUCCCAAUAUCAUUAAGCUUGAAGGACUAGCCACUUCAAGAAUGCAAUAUAGUCUCUAUUUGGUCUUCGAUUACAUGCAGUCGGACUUAAUGAAAGUUAUCUCCCGACCAGGGGAGAGACUCACAGAGCCACAGGUCAAGUGCUAUAUGCUACAGUUACUUUCAGGUCUGCAGCAUUGCCAUGCGAGGGGAAUUUUACAUAGGGACAUCAAAGGAUCCAAUCUGUUGAUAGACAAAAAUGGGAUGCUAAAAAUAGCAGAUUUUGGGCUGGCAAAUUAUUUCCAACCUAGACAAAAACGUCCUCUUACAAGCCGAGUCGUGACACUCUGGUAUAGAGCUCCAGAACUACUUUUAGGUUCAACAGAUUAUGGAGUUGGGAUUGAUCUCUGGAGUGCAGGAUGCCUAUUGGCAGAGAUGUUUGUUGGAAAGCCAAUUAUGCCUGGUCGAACAGAGGUCGAGCAACUUCACAGAAUUUUCAAACUUUGUGGUUCUCCUUCUGAGGAUUAUUGGAAAAGAAUGAAGCCACAAGCAACCUUUCGACCACCACAACAAUAUAAACCCAGUUUUCAAGAGGCCUUUACAAACUUACCUUCGUCUUCUUUUAGUCUCUUGACCUCACUGCUAGAUCUGGAACCAGCAUACCGAGGCACUGCUGCUUCCGCUCUUCAAAAUGAAUUCUUUAGUUCAAGUCCAUUGGCAUGCAACCUUUCUGGUCUACCCUCAAUGAAUAAAGAGGAGGAUGAGCCGAUUGUGACCAAUGAUCAGAAGAAGAAGAAGGCUUCUAAAGCAAAGCAACGGCCUCUCAAGAACAAUGGAGGCCAUGGAAGAAAGGACUCAAUAACAGAACAAAGCAGAGAAUAUUCAGGAUCUUUUAAAGAGGAGAGAAAUGGAGAGUCAAGCUUCCAAAGCCAGGAGAUGGGUUACAGUGUAAGCAGCAGUGCUUCUAGUACAAAACCAAGCGGGAGUACUGGACAGGCGAUUCCACCUCCGUCUCCGACUCCAGCUUUUCAUUCUAACCGAAAGCAAUCUGCAAGAACAGAGGCACAUCCUAAUGCCACGAAGAACAUCAAGAACUUUCCACUCUUACUUGCCUCCCUAGCCGAUACCGGCAACCACAUCACAAUCGAAGACAACAGGCCAACUCUCAACAGGAGGUCCAUCUCUACCGUCGAUUUUCGAACAAUUGAUCUCGAAAGGAUAUCAAAGCUCUUUGGGUCGAAAGAAAAUUAGGUCAUGAAGAAGAGAAAGGUUAUUCCAUUUGGUUCUUGAGACCUGCAUUUCCUGUUUUACAAGUACCCAUUUCUAGCCAUUUACUUAGCUGAGUAUUGAAUAAACAAACCAGUUUUCAGUUUCA